ACAAAAAUAUGAGUACAAGUUCAGACGAAGGUAGUAGCAACCGAGGUACAAAUCAAGAAAAAAUGUAUAAAGGCAUUCGGUGUCGACGAUGGGGAAAAUGGGUAUCGGAGAUUCGAGUUCCAGGUAGCAAAGACCGACUAUGGCUAGGGACGUACUCUACCCCAGAAGGUGCGGCCGUGGCUCAUGAUGUGGCCUCUUAUUGCUUAAAAGGUGGCACAUCUUUGCAUAAACUUAAUUUUCCGUCUAUGUUACCUCCUACAGCACGGACCGAUCUGUCUCCUAGAUCGGUCCAAAAGGUUGCAUCCGAUGCUGGCAUGGCCAUGGAUGCACGGUUUAUUACUCAAACCGAUAGUGCACCAAAUAAUGAGGAGUUGAACAUUUCUGUAGAUGAUUAUCUUUGAGUAUGGUGGAGCUAGUAUAUUCACAUUUGAAGUUGACAUUGUUAAACUCAAUGUGUUAGUUAAUGAUUAAUGUAUUGAGUACGAUGUACGUAUAAAUCAA
Messenger RNA from Erigeron canadensis, 501 nucleotides. RefSeq names its product ethylene-responsive transcription factor ERF019. Gene Ontology annotation, molecular function: DNA-binding transcription factor activity; DNA binding. The transcript has a single exon. Gene Ontology annotation, biological process: regulation of DNA-templated transcription. The record is from RefSeq and is a predicted model, not a curated record. The coding region runs from base 9 to 401 and encodes 130 amino acids. Lineage: Eukaryota; Viridiplantae; Streptophyta; Magnoliopsida; Asterales; Asteraceae.